This is a messenger RNA of Carlito syrichta (Philippine tarsier), 3404 nucleotides long. RefSeq names its product microtubule associated monooxygenase, calponin and LIM domain containing 1 (gene MICAL1). The transcript is spliced from 24 exons. Gene Ontology annotation, molecular function: FAD binding; protein binding. Bases 95 to 3304 code for a protein of 1069 amino acids. The record is from RefSeq and is a predicted model, not a curated record. Lineage: Eukaryota; Metazoa; Chordata; Mammalia; Primates; Tarsiidae.
CUUUUUCCAGCCUCCUCCCCUUCUCUUCCCUCCUCUGCAGCAGCCCCUGGCCUCUGCCCAGUUGCUCCCCUCCCCAGGAACCCCAGGGGGCUUCAUGGCUUCACCCACCUCUACCAACCCGGCGCAUGCCCACUUUGAGAGCUUCCUGCAGGCCCAGCUGUGUCGGGAUGUUCUGAGCAGCUUCCAGGGCCUCUGUGAGGCCCUGGGGCUGGAGCCCGGUGGGGGGCUGCCGCUGUACCACAAGAUCAAGGCCCAGCUCAACUACUGGAGCGCCAAGUCGCUGUGGGCCAAGCUGGACAAGCGGGCAGGCCAGCCUGUUUACCAACAGGGCCGGGCCUGUGCCAGCACCAAGUGCCUGGUGGUGGGCGCUGGACCCUGCGGGCUUCGGGCUGCUGUGGAGCUGGCACUGCUGGGGGCCCGUGUAGUGCUGGUAGAAAAGCGUACCAAGUUCUCCCGCCACAAUGUGCUCCACCUCUGGCCUUUCACCAUCCACGACCUGCGGGCUCUUGGUGCCAAGAAGUUCUACGGGCGCUUCUGCACUGGCACCCUGGACCACAUCAGCAUCCGGCAGCUCCAGCUGCUUCUGCUGAAGGUGGCAUUGCUGCUGGGGGUGGAAAUCCACUGGGGUGCCACUUUCAUUGGCCUCCAGGCCCCUCCCAGCAAGGGGACUGGCUGGCAUGCCCAGCUCCAGCCCAACCCCCCAGCCCAACUGGCCAGCUAUGAAUUCGAUGUCCUCAUCUCGGCUGCCGGAGGGAAAUUCGUCCCUGAAGGCUUCAAAGUUCGAGAGAUGCGAGGCAAACUGGCCAUCGGCAUCACGGCCAACUUCGUGAACAGGCGCACCGCAGAGGAGACUCAGGUGGAAGAGAUCAGCGGUGUGGCCAGGAUCUACAACCAGAGCUUCUUCCAGAGCCUGCUCAAAGCCACAGGCAUUGAUCUGGAGAACAUUGUGUACUACAAGGACGAUACCCACUACUUUGUGAUGACAGCCAAGAAGCAGUGCCUGCUGCGGCUGGGGGUGCUGCGCCAGGACUGGCCGGACACCGACCGGCUGCUGGGCAGUGCCAACGUGGUGCCUGAGGCUCUGCAGCGCUUUGCCCGGGCAGCCGCUGACUUCGCCACCCAUGGCAAGCUUGGGAAGCUGGAGUUUGCCCAGGAUGCCCAUGGGCGGCCUGACGUCUCUGCCUUUGACUUCACAAGCAUGAUGCGGGCAGAGAGUUCCGCGCGCGUGCAGGAGAGGCACGGCACCCGCCUGCUGCUGGAACUGGUGGGGGACUGCCUGGUGGAGCCCUUCUGGCCCUUGGGCACCGGCGUGGCCCGGGGCUUCUUGGCAGCCUUUGAUGCAGCCUGGAUGGUGAAGCGAUGGGCGGAGGGCACUGGACCCCUGGAGGUGCUGGCAGAGCGCGAGAGUCUAUACCAGCUGCUGUCACAGACAUCCCCAGAAAACAUGCAUCGCAACGUGGCCCAGUAUGGGUUGGACCCAGCUACCCGCUACCCUAACCUGAACCUCCGGGCAGUGACCCCCAAUCAGGUACGAGACCUGUAUGAGGUGCUGGCCAAGGAACCUGUGUGGAGGAAGAGUGACAAGACAGAUGCAGGGAUGCCGGCCACUGGGCCGGCAGGCACCCAGGAGGAGCUGCUACGCUGGUGCCAGGAGCAGACGAAUGGGUACCCUGGAGUCCAUGUCACUGACCUGUCUUCCUCCUGGGCUGAUGGGCUGGCUCUGUGCGCCCUGGUGCACCGGCUGCGGCCUGGCCUGCUGGAACCCUCAGAGCUGCAGGGGCUGGGGGCUCUGGAAGCAACUUCUUGGGCACUGAGGGUGGCAGAGCAUGAGCUGGGUGUCACGCCAGUGGUGUCUGCACAGGCGGUGGUGGCAGGAAGUGACCCGCUGGGCCUCAUCGCCUACCUUGGCCACUUCCACAGUGCCUUCAAGAGCACACCACACAGCCCAGGCCUUGUCAGCCAAACCUCUCCGGGGACCUCCAGUGCUGUAUUAUUCCUUGGCAAGCUUCAGAGGACCCUGCAACGGACCCGGGCCAAGGAAAACGGGGAGGAUGCUGGUGGCAAGAAGCCACGCCUGGAGAUAGAGGCUGAGAACCCAAGUACUGAGGAGUCACCUGUCCCUGAGCCUGGUGUACCUCUGACACCCCCACCCCCACACCAGGAGGCUGGUGCUGGGGACCUGUGUGCACUUUGUGGGGAACACCUUUACAUCCUGGAACGCCUCGGUACUGAUGGCCAGUUCUUCCACCGGAACUGCUUCCGCUGCCAUGCCUGUGAGGCCACACUGUGGCCAGGGGGCUACGGACAGCACCCAGGAGAUGGACAUUUCUACUGCCUCCAGCACCUGCCCCAGCCAGGCCCCAAAGAGGAAGGCAGUGACAGAGACCCUGCAAGUCCGGCACUCCCCACACCAAGUGAGAACAGUAUGCCCCCAGGCCCCUCAGCCCCCACAGCCUCGGAGGAGGGGGUCAGUCCUGCUUCCAGCUCCAGCCAGCCCACCCGGCGACCGAUCCGCCUCUCCAGCCCAGAACGCGAGCGGCUUUCCACCCUGAACCUCACCCCUGACUCUGACAUGGAGCCUCCACCCAAGCCCCCCCGCAGCUGCUCCGCCUUGGCCCGCCAGGCCUUGGAGGGCAGCUUUGUGGGUUGGGGCAUGCCCCUCCAGAGGCCUCAAGUUCUUGAGGCCUUAGGGAAGGAGGAAGAAGAGAGUCCCUCCUCCAGUGAAGAAGAAGAGCAAGAAGAAGAUGUGCCUUUGGACUUGGACGUGGAGCAGGCCCUGCUGACCUGGGCCAAGACUUCAGGCACCAUGAGUAAGUACCCAACGUGGCGCCGGACUCUGCUGCGCCGUGCGAGGGAGGAGGAGAUGAAGAGGUUCUGUAAAGCCCAGGCCAUCCAGCGGAGACUCAAUGAGAUCGAGGCUGCCUUGAGGGAGCUGGAGGCAGAGGGCAUGAAGCUGGAGCUGGCCCUGAGGAGCCAGAGCAGUUCCCCAGAACAGCAGAAGGAACUAUGGGUAGAACAGCUGCUGCAGCUUGUUCAGAAGAAAAACAGUCUGGUGGCUGAGGAGGCUGGGCUCAUGAUCACGGUACAGGAGCUGAACUUGGAGGAGAAACAGUUGCAACUGGACCAGGAGCUACGAGGCUACAUGAACCGCGAAGAAGCCCUGAAGACAGCUGCUGACCGGCAGGCUGAGGACCAGGUCCUGAGGAAGCUGGUGGCGGUGGUGAACCAGCGUGAUUCCCUCAUCCGCUUCCAGGAGGAGCGUAGGCUCAGCGAGCUGGCCUUGGGGAUGGGGGCCCAGGGCUAGGGGAGUAGGGCUGCCUGCCUUCCUCCUCACGAGGAAGACAGCUCAUCAGGGCUGCCUGGGAGAGGGCCUCGCUGUUGAUGAUUAAAAUGUUUCUGCCACA